GCCCAGCUCUCUCGCGGCACCCUGGCAGCAGCAACGGGACACACAUACACCUUCAGUCAGAGCCAGAGCACGAUUCUCUCUGCUCUGCUGUCUCUCUCGCUCGGCUCGCGGGGACACUCCUUCCGUCCUCUCCUCCCUUCUUCGGGGGCCCGUGCAGUCGCUCCGUCUCUCUCGGAUUCGCGCGCGCGCGCGCUCGGUGCUGCUCUCUCGGUUUACGGAGCCGAAAAACCACCCUACGAGAGAGCGAGAGAGAGUGUGUAUAAGCUAGUGCGCGGCCAGUCCGCGAAACGCACACACUCCAUACACUGUCUGCGCUGUAGCAGACGGUGAGCGAGCGGGGCCAAGUGUGCGGGAGAGAGAGAGAGAGAGAGAGAGCGCUGGGCGCUGCAGUGUGUACUGUAGGCUGUAGGAGAGCGAGCGCGCUGCAGGAAGGCCCAGUAAAGCAGCAGCAGUACACACGGGCGGCGACGUCGCGCGGCUUUCCCUUCGGACCCGCAGCAGAUCCAGCGAGGUCAGAUACUUAAAAAUAAUUGGGACAACGAAGAAAAAUAUGCAGCUGAAUGGCGAUGAAUAGCUUACAUCGAGUUAUUGAGGAAUGAUGGGAAGGUCUCCACUGUUCACUUUACCUUGUCGAGGUGAUACACAAAAUGGAGCGUUUCAUUCCCAUUGACGUACAAAAAGCCCAAUGUGGGUGGAAGUGAGAUGGCAUCCAGGGAGAAGAGACCCCUAGCGCCUUCAAAAUCCAAGCAGAAGGCAAAUAAUGAUAGCAGCUCGCUACCAACAGCCGCCGAAAACAGUCGCAGUAGCAACAGUCAGUCUAGCAAGAAGUCCAAGGCCCUGACAAAUCCCCGCACGCAGUUAGCUCGUGAAAUCCUAGAAGUCGUGGCGACAGGCAGCCAGUUGCCCGCCAAACUCGAGGCCAGCCUGCCCCGUAAACGCGCCCUCCAGACGGCCCUCAAGCGCAAGCAGAAGGCUAAGAAGACGCUCAUCAAGGUCAAGCAAAAGGUGCCGAUCAAAACGCUCAAGCGUAUCGCCGAUGCCAAGAAGAUACUGAACAAGAAGAAGAAGACAGUCAAGCACUCCGUUGAUACGUCCCUCGACAAUAGCACUGAGUCCGAGGAAUCGAAAAAUAAGUGCAAAAUUGCCAAGAAGUCGAAAGCCCCUGCAAAAGCCAGCGAAGAGGUAGAGAGCGAAGACAAGACCAGUCCCAAGUUGGGGAAAAAGGUGUCAGAAGCUUCGCCAAAGAGUGCCAGGAGUGCCAAGAUAUUAGCAAUAACUGUACAAAAGAGAAACGACAGUAAGGAGAGAGAAACAAAGGUGAAGAGGAGCCUUAGCAAGGAGCCAGAGGAGGAGUUAUUGAAACACAUCAAGACAGAACCCAUUGACAACUCUUACGAGGUUACCAUAGAGGAGGUCAUAGCUUCCUCGAUGCUGAUUGAACCCCCGAUCAAGGUCGAGGGUGAAGAGUCCGUUUCGGAAAGCGAACUGAAAGGAAGGAAGCUCGUGAGAAAUCCAGUUGCCAAAAGAAGCCUGAGAAACGGCAAACUUCGCAUGUUGUUACCAAAAGUUGAGCCAGACGCGGAGCAGAAGAAAACGUUCAGCAUGUCGGGGGCCAGUGUGGAGCCAACCCCCGAGCCGGCAAAGUCUCUCAGCUUAUCAGAUGCCGGCGAGCCGUCUCUCGUUAAUGUUAAAAUCGAGGAGCCUUCCGAGGAGUCGAAUCACGUGAGCAUAAGCGACGCGACAACGCCUCUAUCUGACGGCAGCAAUAUCGAGACGAACAAUAACGGCUGCGAGAACAGUGCCGAGGUUGAAGAGAUCGGCCCGACGCUACGCUCCAAGACGAAAGCGCGAAACUCCGACAGCAGCAGCGACGUUCGCUCGGUAGACGGUGACAGUAGCGUCAAGAUGGAAGAUUCUCCUGUGAGCAAGCCGGCGGCAGCGACGACCCCCAAGACAGAGGUCGGGGACACCGGUAAGAAGCCGGUUGCCAAACUCGCCGACAUGAGCAAGACGGCUAGCGCGAGCGCAAGCGCGCCAAAGAGCCGCAGGAGCAGCCUCAACAUCGAUGUGCGGCGGAGCUCGCUCUACGGCGACAAGCUCGCCCCCGAUGGCGGUUCGAAGUCGCAGAUCGACGAGAUGAUCGAUAAGAUCAAGCUGAGCAUCGUGAAGACGAUCGAGAGCAAGAUCUACAAGCCUGAUAGCAAAGGUGGAUUGCUCUUGGGGAAGAGUUUCGAGGUGCCUAAGAUCGAGGAAAUCAUUGCUCCGCUUAGCAACGACGCGACGACGCCUAAGCUCGAGAAGGAGACUGACGAGGAGAAGCCCAAUGCUUCCAAGAGUAGAGAGUUGAAUUCGGGAAUUUUUACGAAAAAAGAAAUGAAGCCUGAGGACGCGGAGAACACGGUACCGAAAGUGGCCGAUACUGCCAAAGAAAUCGAGAAACUAGUCAUGGGUGACAUCGAGCAAGCAGACUCGCAGCCACCGAAGGACAAGAUCGAGCAGCCGGCUAACGAGCCCGAGGAUACAACGAAAACGGUCGCCACGAAAGAAGACGAGCAAGACGACAGGGCGAGUUUGCAGAGCACGAGCACCGAGAAUCUCGAUGACUCUGCUGGGAAAGAUUCUGCAAAGUCUGAAGAGUCGAAGAAAUCUGUUGGUCCUACGCGGAAAUCGGCAAGAGUAACCGCGGGCAAGACUUUGAGUGCACUGGAAGCCAAAAAGUCUAUGAGCACACAGGACAUCGUUAAAGAGCUUGAAAAACUCGACGCCGAGGAAAAACCGACGGAGAAGGAGAAGAGUUCGGAUGAAGCUGUCGAGACUAAAGAAGGUGCCACGAGCAAGGCUUCCAGCGAGUGUGGCGAGACUAAGACUGCGACGGAAGUCUCGAAGGCAGCGAACAAUGGCAAAUCGUCAGUUUCUGAUGCAAGUACCGAGCCCGAGAAAAUGGAUGUCGAUGAGUCUACUCAAAGCGAAAAGAACGAGGAGACGUUAGAGAGUCUUUCUCGGGACGUCGAGAGACUUGUCGAGGAGGACAACGAAAAAACGAAAGAUAAAGCGCCCGAGUCCGCGGAGAACGACGUCUCGUCCGACGUUGAAAUGCGAUUGAUGAUCGACGAGGAUAUUCCUGAAUCGGUUUCUGAUAAAGCAGAGUCAAAUUGUCCUCGACCACAAACUAAGGAUAAUAAAGAUAGCUGUGAUAAAAAAUGCUCUACCGAGAGCUCCAAUGACGUACAAAAGGUUGAAGCUACCGUAGAGUCCACGAGCGGUGUUCAAGCUAAUCCAGAUACGGAGGCUGCCACUACUGCAAAAUCUGCAACGACUGACGAUAAAUCAAAAGAAGCCACUAAGACAAAAUUGAUCGAAGUCGAGGAGGUUGAAAUACAAAAGGAGAAUAAUCGACGAGUCCUCAGAGCAAGGGGCGACAAGCAGAGAAAAGCCGAGACUGCGAAAUCAACUGUUCCUGCUCCCAUUGCCCAAGAAAAGUCUGAAACGAAAACUAUUAAGCUCGAAGAUGCUGCCAACUCCGAAGUGCCUUUAUCUACGCAGGAUAGCACUGAGUCCGGCAAUGUUGGUAAUCAAAGUCAAGCGAGUACAAAUGAAACUUCCGAGACGGCUGAAACUGCCCCAGCGAUCAAAGUCGAGAAGGAAGAUGGCCAGCCCGAGCCUCAAACUCGCACACGGCGCAGCAGAGAAGUAAAGAGGCAACCACCGCCCCAAGUACUAAAGAAACGUGGUCCGAAAAAGCAAGAAGCAAAGAAAGUUGAGCAGCAGGAGAGCAAAGAAGAGACUAUGCUUGAUAACGAAGUAGCCAAGAUCAAUGAAAACGACAGGUCUUCGACUUACUUGAAAAUAGACGAAGGUGUCAGAGGAGUGUCGGCUAAUGCUGUCAACGCCGUGCAGCAAAAGCUCGACCUAUCUGAAUCCAAGAGCCGCAGCAAGUCGGAGAACGACGUUAGAACUACCAAUCUCUCCAGCGAAGAACUGAAGUCCGGAACAUCCAAUCAGUCUUCAGAGGCGGAGUCGACGGAGACUGACACUAAGGAAGCAACCGUUAAGGAUUCCGCUAAAGCUUCGACUUCUGGCGAGUCGUCGAGUAGCGUUAAAAAAAUUUUGGAAACACCCGAAGAUAGAGCGAAAAAGGAAAAUAUUCUAAGGCAGUUGGGCUUGGAAUCAUGGGAGCGCGUGAAGGAGAUAAAAGCUAAAAAAGAGCAGUACACUGGCACUUUGAAAACGGUCAUCAGGCUGCAAAAAGAGAAGGACGGCAAGAAGAGAUCGAGAUCGCCACUCAAGAUGGUUCUUAAGCAACAAGGACGCAUGGAAGGGGAAGAAUCCUUUGACUUCUACACUAUUCAGAAGGAGUUUGGAACCAGUGGUUUGGGCGAUAGCAGUUCUGGUGCGAAUCGAAAGUUAUCCACUAACCCCAGACACUCUUGCGAUGAAGAUAAUGAAGACGCGCCGCUCAAGGACAGGCAGUCACUGGUCAUUCCUGAAAAGUCUUCUUCCUUUUCUAUCCAUCCAGGACGUUUGUGCGCUGAUAAUUGUUGUUACUGUCACGGAAAGUUUGGCUCGCUUGAUACACCGAUGCAUCUUGCGCAAAUGAAAUCAGAUGAGAGGAGGAAAAAAAUAUUAGAAAACGAAGUACAUUUGACUAAGGAUUCGUGCCUCUGCGACGCCUGUUAUAGGCAUGUUGAUAGGAAGGCGAAUAUGAGUCCUACGAGUAUGCAAUUUAAACCACAACGGCAGAAUCGGCAGUCCAUCAUGGGAUGCUUGGCUCGAAAUUGUUCGGAAUCUGCGCGGCACCACGUUAAACGUCGAUUUCUUCAAAAAAUUAGACCUUAUCUACGAAAUGAGGUUGACAUAAAUUGGGAAUCAAUGCAACAAAAUCUGAUGACAUUCUGUGUAACUCAUUUUACAAUCAUCGAGGACUUCUUGAUAUGUACAUUGUGCAAGCGGCGUCUUACGCGAAAUUAUACAUGUCCUCUUGGUCUGAACGCCAAUGCUACGGAAGAAAUGAACCAGCGUUUUAUACAGCAAGGGAUUCCUGCGACGAUGGUCUUUAAUAGAUUUGUCUGUAGAUUAUGCAAAUACUUCAUCAAAUUGCAUCUCAAAAAUAACGAUUUCGAUGGUAUGACUGAUAGCAAUAAAGAUUUUCACAAAAAGUAUCGAAAAAAACUUUUGUACAAUCAUGAUAUUGAUGAACCUGACAGCGAGGAAGAAACAGAUUCUGCUAAUCAAAAUGCCAAAAACAAAGACAAAAGCCGACCGACGAGCAGCACUGGCAAAAAGUCCAAGUUCAACACACCGGGUGUAAAGCUGCCAGGUUCCUCGAAAUCACCUGAUAAUCUGGAAUCGAACUCUGAAAAAUCAUCGAAUUCUGAAAAGUCAACUCCUGAGCCACCGCAGAUCGAAUCCAGUGAGCCAGAAACUAACAACACCAAGGAUGAGGCGAGUACGUCUGCUGCGUCAGAAUCACGGUUCCUAGGUAUCGAGGGCGCAAUCGAAAAGCUGAAAAAACGCAAAGCCCUUGACACGUUGACGACAAGCACUCGAAGUUUACUAAACAUUACGAACAAUUCGACGAAUAACGGCAGCACGAGAGACGUAGUCGAGAUUCUAGCUAUGGACAAAGAAGUUACUCUGACCAGGUUACCAAAGAGGCCACGGAUGAGCAACCCUGUUACGCAACCAAGUAACGAUAUCACACCAGUGGUACAGCGACUAGGUGCCAAUCCUUCGAUCAGUGUACGCACUCUCUUCCCUGGAGAAGAGGAGAUGAAUUUGCAUGCUAACGUAGAGUUCAAUAACGUGAGAGAAGUGACACCACGGGGCUGGGAGAAGUGCGCUACUAUGAUACAGUACGAUAGGGAAACGAAGCAUCUGUGGCAAGAGCUGCAGAGGCCUUACGGAAAUCAAAGUAGCUUCCUUAGGCAUCUUAUAUUGUUGGAGAAAUAUUAUCGAUCGGGAGACUUGAUUUUGGCACCAAAUGCGUCGAGAAACGCGAUAAACUAUUCCACCUCAGUGCAGAACCGACUAAUCUCUUACGAAGGCCCCGAGAAAAUCGACGAACCUCGGGAACCGAUCAACACCAUCGAAUAUAACAACUCGCGUCGGCUGAGUGGUGGCUACGUUCUCGAGCGGGAGCCACGACCUAGUGCGAGCAGCUCCAUCACCACGUCCUCCUUUGCAAACGUAACCUCGCAACUUUCGAAGCUCGACGGCUCGCCGCGUGUCAUGAAACUAACCCCGGGAGUUUCGAUCAUCAAAAAGCCACCUCCAAAUCUACAAAGGCUCAAUAUGAGCGGUGGCGGACUGAACGGCAGCGCAAAGAGGAAAGAAUCAGUACCUAUUCAAAAAGGAGGUUCUGUAACCGGAACUAUGACAACUGCCGGGGGCAAGGUAUUCCAGUUAUCCGAGCCUGAAUUCCGGAGACUGCAAAGCCUCAAAAAACAGAAGCAGAUGAUGAAUGAGAGACACCCCUCGAGUCCCAACAGCGGUUCAGGAAGCUCCAAUUCGCCACCUGGAAAUUAUAAGAAUGUUGCUCAGUACCAGAAAGCUCAGCAAUUGGCUGCCCAAUCGCAGUUUCAAAAGCACUUGCGCAUGCAGCAAGAGAUGCUUAAUCAGCGUAGUCGUGGCGACUUCGAACCUCUGAUCUGCGAUAUUCGCACAUUGGCUAACGAAAAUACGCCUACGCAGAAUCUUAUUAACAAUCUGAAUCUACCUAAGUCGAUACAGGUGACGACAAAGGCUCCCGUGGCAUCCAGCACACCGAUUCCUAUUUUGCCCAAGAUACCUAAAAGCCUAACGGUGAUCCCGCAAACGGUCUCCAGGGCUCAGGAUAAGUGAUACUCGAGGAGAAAGAGGCGUUCAAUUGCUGCCUCGAGUCGAGAUUAUCUGUUCUACAGUCGCCGCGAUCCUCGUAGAUGAGGACAACCGUCGCUCUUUUACAUUUGUUCCCAAUUCCUUUUCGUUUUGGGAGGGAUAAUAAAGACGAGAGACAGGUGAGCGACCUCGCUUUUAAAGUAAAAAAGAACCAAAGCUGUGUUUAACUGGAACUAUGAAGAAGGAAAAAUGAAACUGAAAAAGUGCCUAAAGAAAGUGACACGUGAUGUGAAAGUUUGUUAUGAGACUUUUUGAAACCAGAAGCAACGCAUCUCUCGCUUAUUUUCGUUUCAUUUUUUUUUUUUUUAUUAAUUUUCGUCUCUUUUCUGGUGUUAAAGCUCUAAGAUAGAUGAUUCUUUAUCUUUGAAGGGACGAUUGAAGAGAAAGUAGUUUGAACGAAGAAUUUUAGAAAGAUCUACCUAAUAAUGUCGAAAAAAUCUAUACAUAUAUGUAUAUACUAAGCAUGUUGUAAAAAACUAUAGAGCUUUUUAUUAAAAAGCUUCAAUACUGCCUUUCCUAAAAUUUAUAAAAUUUUUAUAUUGAUAAAUUAUUGAGUUUUGAAGAAAUAUAUAUUGAACUAAACAGAAGUAAAAUCAAAUCCAUACCCAUACCGGAGUAUAUUAACUUAACUAAAUAAACCUCAUCUGAUGAAUGAUGGCAAAUUCUUCGUUCAGCUGUUCAUCGCCAUUGACCUUCGCAACAAAAUACAAGCACUCGCCUUUUUCCUUUGUUGCUUUUAAUAAUAACAAUGUAUACUACUACUCUAUAUAAGAAAACGAGGACGGCAAGUACGAAAUCAAGCAAAAGGAAAUAUAUAUCUGCUAUGUGAUAUGUGUGAUUCAAAUGCAAGAACAAGACAAAGAACUUUUUCGAAGAAACUAUUCGAAGUGCAAGAAGGCUUCGAGGCUCGGAUUUGCCUCUUGUGUCGGUGUCCGAAUCUCAUUGAUAUUUUAUGAGUUCCUCGGUAGCCGAAGAUUUAUUAUUGUCAUAACUAUCAAGGGUCGCGAUAGCGGACCUAUCAUAUUUUUAUUAUUACCCUAUUAAUAAUAACAUUAUUAUUUUAUUAAUUUUCAUGCACAUUAGUUUGCGGACGAUUAGUUAUUAUAAUAUUCAGAAGAGAGAAUAGAAUAUUCAGAAAAAUAAUCAUUGCACUGUCGUGGUCACCGCGGCCAUGACUGACUACGAGGAUAAUGUUUGUAAUUAUUAAUCAAUCAAUAGAUUUAAUUAUUAAUGAAAAGUUAGGAGUAGAUCACGCGUUAUAUUUAUUACCGUUACAUUGUAAACUUUGCAACAUCAUUGUAAAUAAUGGCAAACUACAAAAAUGUUUAGUUUCAGAUAGACAUUUUCGUUAAAAAUGUGAACGAAAUUUUUCUUCUCUUUAUAUUUGACUCUACUGCUAGGAUUAUUUUUUCUAUAAGAAUUUUACGAGAAGAAAUCGCAAAAAAAAUGGAGUGAGCAGGAAAGAUUGAGAAACACACAUCUUUAACAACAGGAAUUGAUUUCAUGUUCUUGGAAAAGAGCUUUAUUUUUGAUUUUUACGAAGCGUGUUUAAUCGACGAGCAGUUGGAAAAAAUCAAUGUUUUUAUUGUCAUUAUUCUAUACGAAAUCAUGUUCAAUUACGUCUUUUUUGUUAAUAAAGAGUGUUUAAAUUUAUUUUAGAAAAUAUUAUCAAAGAUUAUCAAUUACACGAAAUAAUUAGUAGUCUUACAGUGACUUGAGAAUAUUAAUUAUUUCGGAAUGAGUAUAUUCUACACUGUUACUUUUGCAGUACGUUGUUUAUUGAUAAUCGAUGUCGAUAUCAUUAUAGAUAUUUUUAUAACGAAGAACGAUCAAAGCAAUCAUUAUUUAGUCCUGUUUUAUUUAGCUUCGAAUGCAUUUUCGUAUAGUUCUAAAGUAUCACUCCAUUUGUCCCGUUUCUUCUCUUUUGUAUAUAUAUUUAAUGAUGUGCGUUUCGCUAAUUCAAACGAGAGAUGAAUUACUUUUCGAUAAGCACUUCGGUACAGGAGACUCGAAAAUGUGUAUAGAGCAGAUAAAGAAUGGGUAUAUGAUAAAUAAAAUUGAAAUAUAAGAAAUGAAAAAGAAUUGACAACAUUAAUUAUACAUAGUGAAUGAGAAUAUAAUAUCGAAAGGUACUUGGUGGUACUCUUAUAUAUAAAUGCUCUAUUUUACUAAGGAUAUUUUUGAUAUAUCUAUAUAUAAAUAUAUGUAUAUCGAAUUAAAAGUAAAUGAAAAUAGGAAGAAAUAGAACUAUGACAGAGAAAUAAAUUACUAUGAAAUUAAGUAUGAAAACAUGAUUUGCUGUUGUAUAUCAGUGGAGAAAAGAUGGAUUAAAGUUGUUGCUGCAUAUCCGAGCUUGAGAGUCGCCAGGCGAGUUUGUAAAUUGAGUUCACGAGAACAAAAGUCAAUACUUAACUAAUUGGAAACGUGUCAAACAUUCUAUUCAUUUACCGCUUAUUUUAAUGUACUUAUUAUUAAGUAGCAAUUUUACAAGUAUUCGUAUCAUCACUCACUAAGUAGUCAAUUAUAACAUUUGAAAAAUUAUAUAUCACUUGAUGAAGUUUGAUAAAAAAAAAACGUUUUUCAAGUACUUUCAGUUGAAGAUAAGUAAUAAUAAUGAAGUACAAAAAAUGUGAUAGAUUAUCAAUACUAGUGGACGAAUAGAAGUAGUGUCUAAAAGGAUUCAACUGGCAUUUUAAAAGAAUAAAGACACUCACAAAGUGUUCUAAAACAGAACGUAAAUCGAUCAUUUAUUUCAAUUAGUCAUGAUUUAAUAAAUUUUAUAGAAAAAUUACCUUCACAUUUGUAAUUAUAUUAUUAUGACCAAUGCAACGUUUUAACACUAUGAGAGAUGUAGCUACUGACUGAUAUAUUGAUAAAAGGAAAACUAAAAGUUUUAAGUGCCACAUGAAUCGGAAACUUGCGCAAAGUUAAGACCGUUCAUUCUCAGACGAAUGGCUGGCUAAUUUGUCCGCUUUACUACAUUUUACAUGUGUUGCAACUCGCCUGCGCGUCUCGCUUUGCUUCAAUGCGAUCUAACAAAAAAUUUUGUACAUCGAGAGAACUAUUGUUACUUAAUAUUUGCGAUCCUCUAUUGACUUUGGUAUAUACGUAUACUAAAGUUUUGAAAAUAGAGUAGAUAUAUUUUUAACAAUUCUUUUCUCGAUGAUAUGUGCAUAUGCAUGGAAAUAGAAGGCAGAAAAAAUAACACGAGGAGGAACUGGUGUUUAAGUUUAAAGAAUUCUAUUUUUCUGGUGGCUGAGGGUCUAGAUUAUCGAUUUUAAAGAGAGAAUAAUGAGCAUAUACGGGUUAAAGAAAAAAAGAAAAUUGUUUCAUGGAGAAAGUAUAACAAGAACUUGUAUUUUGAACUCGAAAAUGUGAAUAUGGUAUGGAAUUAUGAAUUAGAAGCGUGAAAAUGCAUCUAGAGAAAAACUUUGGUGAUUGUGAAUAGAACCACAUGUCUAGCGAUUUUGAAUUUCGUUCACUCAACCGAUGUCAAAGUCGAUUUGGUUUUCAAUUUAUCAAAUAUUUUUCUCUUAAUGUAAUGUUUGUGAAUGAUUGACAGGGUGAUGAAAAGUCGAGAAAAAGUAUAUUUUAAGAAGCAAUAAGUGAAGCAUGUACUUGUGCAACGGGCGAUCGAAGGACUUUUAUUUUUUGUUUUUAUUAUUGGACUUCUCCCCUGUUUUUAACAUAAAUGUUAAAUUGUACCUAAUGUAGAAAAGUCGACGAAGAUAUGUUUAUGUUUAUAUAUUGUGCUCCUUAUCAUGUACCUUAUACUUAUAAGCUGAAAUUAUAAACUUUAUGAUCGAUUAUGAAUUGUAGCAGUUACACUAUAAAUUUUGAUUUUACUUCAUAUCAUACAUCUUGGGCAAACAAAAUCAAUUGAUCCCUAACGAUAAUGUAAGUGACCGAUCAUAUUGAUUUGUAAUCGUAAUUUACUAGACUAAAGUGCAACGAAGCCUUGAUUUAAAGUCGAUUGAAUCAAUCGGCUUUUAUAACUUUUUAAUUUUGUGAACGAUAAUGGAUUUAUCGAUAGUUUCACAAACUUCUUUUCUUAUAAAAGCGUGUCGAAGAAAAUGUGAGAUUAGUGCCUUUUUAUUACGGCGAAAUUGAAUUUGCUCUAAUUAUAAACUUAAACUUGUAUAGUAAUAAAUUACCUUUCACUAAGUAUUUUACAUUUCUUCACGACUACAAGUUAAUCCUUUUUUAUCGUAUACUUGUUUAUUUAAUAAGAAACUUUAGAUUUUUUUUCAUUAGUUGGUAUUUUACACUUAUUUUAUCACUUGACUAAUGAGUGAACAUAUCUCUUGUCUCAAUAAACAAUAAUGUUCAACAAAGCUGAAAGAAACUAUUUCAAAUAAAAUUGAAAUUCGUCCUCUCAAGGACGUCAAUCUAAUAUAAAAGUGUUUCAAAAGUGUCUUAAUCAAUCACUUCUGUAAGAAAUAUAAACUAUUUUCUCUUAAAAUAUCAACCAUCAUCCAGCAUGAUAGAAUACUCUUCGCGAAUGAAAAUUUUUCGACACGCCAAGUUAGAGUUUUUUCGAUUUAUUUUGACCCACAUUUCGUCGACUUUUCUAAAGGUGUAUAUAGAAUUCAACUAUCAGACAAAGACACACACAAAAAAAAAGAAAACGAGUCAAGCAACAAAUUUGUUCGAGCGACGAACGAACAAACUCAUCCACGUAAUAAUGAAAAAGUUCACGUAUAUAAUAUAAAAAUAUCGAAACGAGCAUGUUACACGUCUUUGUAAAGUAAAAGAGAGAAAGCUGAAAAAAACGAGGAAUACGCAAGCAAAAGAGGAAUGCGUCGACGAUAAGGAAUACAGAAAGAGGCGUAUGCGCUGGUUCAAUAAUGAUAGUAGUAAUACGAGAGUGAGAGGCCUUUCAAGAUUUUCUCGGCGUUAUGUGUAUGUGUAUCUCGGCGGGCACACGACGCUUCCUUGCAGAUACGAUUAUUAUUAUCAUUAUGAUUAUCAUUAUUAUUAUUACGUUAUUUAAAUAAUUAAUUAACAAUGUUAUCAUCUUAUUGUAACGAGCCUUUGUUUAUUUAGUUAUAUAAAAAGUGUAUUAGUUAUUUAGUUCUUCAAAAUCCUUUGUAUAUAUUCGCAAGACUUAAAUAAAAGCGUAAAAAAAAGAGAAAACGAAUAUGUUUGAGCUCUAA
Molecule: messenger RNA, 12032 nt
Organism: Nasonia vitripennis (jewel wasp)
Lineage: Eukaryota; Metazoa; Arthropoda; Insecta; Hymenoptera; Pteromalidae
Gene: east
Exons: 15
Coding region: 703-6840 (2045 amino acids)
Source: RefSeq, a predicted model, not a curated record